Molecule: messenger RNA, 2597 nt
Organism: Coregonus clupeaformis (lake whitefish)
Lineage: Eukaryota; Metazoa; Chordata; Actinopteri; Salmoniformes; Salmonidae
Product: probable Bax inhibitor 1
Exons: 10
Coding region: 153-872 (239 amino acids)
Biological process (GO): negative regulation of endoribonuclease activity; cellular response to unfolded protein; negative regulation of apoptotic signaling pathway
Cellular component (GO): mitochondrial membrane
Molecular function (GO): enzyme binding
Source: RefSeq, a predicted model, not a curated record
UUUUCAUACGUACGCAUUGAAACAACAACAGCGUCAAAAGGCUAAAGUGCGUAAAGAAAUAGCUUGCAAAUCAAUCUGUUGCUGACCACUGUGGAAAUAUCGACAUCAGGACAUUUUACUCCUGGGACAGGGUCCAACCAAAUCCAGACAAGAUGAACGUGUUCGAUCGAAGUAUAAAUUUUGAUUCCCUUUUUAAAUUUUCUCAAAUCUCCCACUCCACUCAGCUGCACCUGAAGAAUGUCUACUCCAGCCUGGCCCUGUGCAUGUUUGUGGCUGCAGCUGGAGCCUACGUCCACGUCGUCACCAGGCUCUUCCAGGGUGGGCUGUUGACCAUGCUGGGCUCCCUGGCCAUGAUGGCCUGGCUGGCUAUGACUCCCCACAGCCCUCUGACUGAGAAGAAGAGACUGGCCAUCCUCUCCGGUUUUGCCUUCUUCACAGGUGUUGGUUUGGGCCCAGCCAUGGAUUAUGUCAUCUCUAUUAACCCAAGCAUCAUUGUGACAGCCUUCCUGGGGACCUCCAUAAUCUUUCUGUGCUUCACGCUGAGUGCCCUCUAUGCCCAGCGCAGGAGCUACCUCUUCCUUGGAGGUACUCUGAUGUCCGGACUGUCCAUCCUGCUCCUGGUCUCUUUCCUCAACAUGUUCCUGGGGUCUGUCAUGUUGUUUACGGCUCACGUGUACCUUGGCCUGGCCAUCAUGUGUGGAUUCGUGCUGUUUGACACUCAACUCAUCAUUGAAAAGGCUGAGAUGGGAGACAAAGACUACAUCUGGCAUUCUGUGGAUCUCUUCUUGGACUUUGUGACCAUCUUCAGGAAGCUCAUGGUUAUUCUGGCCAUGAAUGAGAAGCAGGACAACAAGAAGAAGGAGAAGAAGUAAAUGUGGAGGAAUGCAAGCAAAUAAAAUAUCUGUGACCUGGAAUUGCAUCAGGAGUGCUUCUGCUGCAUUCACAUUAAUUGCUUAAUUAUUCUAAAUCAUUAUUUAGACCAUAUUUGAUUUUGUACUUUGAUAUAGUGUCUUAAUUUUUAGGAAUCGAUUGGUUGGAUUUGGAAUUUGGCGUAAGGUUUGAUGUAUUUAAAAGUAGAUGUGAAGGUCCUAGACGUCCCCGUGUUUUUUUUGUUGGUGUUUUCUUAAAGAACUCCCGUUUUGAAGGGAUGGUGUAGUUUUGUGAAGUUAACUAACAGACUUAUUUAGAUAGUUAUUUUUGCGUUGUCAGGUAACGAUUUGAGGAGACAAUUUGUUUGUUCUUUGCUCUUCCAUCUGAUUAAGUAGGAAAUCAAUGCCUCAAAUAAUUUUAAAAGGCCACUUUUUAUAUACCUACUGAUAAAAGUGCAGUAUCCGUUUGGAGUUGUGGGAGGUUGUUAAUUCUGUGAAUGUCCAUUUGGGAAUUCUGCCACUUAACCCCCCCACACCAUUAUUAGUCUCAAUUAUGACAUCACAGGCUUUCAGCGUUGCGAUGAGUAAUGAAGAACAUGAGUUUGUAAGGUGGUCAUUUACAUGGUUUAUCAUUUAUUAGCACAUGACAAAUAUUACUACUGCUAUUACAGUACAAUCCCAUUUUACUGAAGUCAUGCGUUUAACAUUUCCCCUUGACUGAUCAGAGUAAUUUACUGGUUUAAUUUAAGGCAUUGAUUGUCUCAGUGAGGCUGCUCUAACCACAGUCUUUUUAUGUUGUAGGUUGUGCCAUUUAGGGGAUAUUCGUUUUUUUAAUAAGAUGCAAAUGAUAGAGCAGACCAAGCUUUGCAUCUUAAAUGUUAAAUAUCUAGACCUGACAGGACUCAUUAAAACACAAAUGAUUGCUAUAGCAGUUGUAUGAUAUUUGUCAAUGGUAAUUGCUGGUGGUGGUGUUGUCCGCUAUGGUGUCAAGAAAGUGAUGUUUAUGGAUUGACAAGUGUAAUAUAUUUCUUGUCAAGCUUGUUCUCUUUCCCUUACUAACAAAGAUUCAGUGCUUGAAAUAGAGGUGAUCACUAGAACCUGUUUCAUGUAUUGAGGUGAAAUGAAAGAAAUCCCACUAAUCUUCAUGGUAUGCCCAAGGUGCAGGGGUGACAUUUAUUUACAAGGUGCACUUACAGUUUUAAUUAAGUAAUUUCUUGUGACAGGGGUUAUGGGAUUAAUUGAGAAGGUAUGGCAUUUCUGCCAAAUUCAAACCAUUCUAGUCAAUUAACUCAUUGAAUCACAUGGCAUAGCAUCCAGUUACCAGUCAGAACUGGUCCUCAACUACCCAUGUCCUUGGAUAAAGGAUUAGCCAUUACAAAUGUUUCAUCCUCUUCCUUGAUGUUGGGGGAAUCAAGAUGAAGUUAAAUUCACUGUUUCCUUUCUGAUAUGGGUUGUAUUCCUUAGGUUAACCUUAGUUGAAUGACAUUGAACAGAAUCUGGCAGUCAAACAUCCUCUUUGAUAUGCAGCUCAAGGCUUUCUUUUCUUAGUGCCAAUAACAAGUUUACCAAACUAAUCACCUGUUGCUUCUCAACUUGAGGAUUUUACUGUUUAAGAAAUUAAAUAACUGCAUAUCUUAUACUGUGAAAUUUGUUUUGCUUUUACAGGAAUUACUGUUGUAAUUCUGCUACAUUAAUGUAAUUUGUUAAAAUAAAGUUUGAUUAAGUCAA